Miscanthus lutarioriparius is the source of this 285-nucleotide messenger RNA. The record is from the annotation of a GenBank genome assembly. Lineage: Eukaryota; Viridiplantae; Streptophyta; Magnoliopsida; Poales; Poaceae.
AUGGCCGGGGGCGAGGGCGAGGUGUGGGAGGUGCUGCGCCUGGACCGGCUUGUCAAGUUCCAGUACGGGCGCGCCAGGGCCGACCUGCCGGUGGAGAGCCACGACACGUACGAGGUGAAGAAGGGGGAGAUGGUGUUCGGGUACCGGCCGCUGGCCAUCAGGGACGCCCGUGUGUUCAGGCCCACGGCGGGGGAGUUCGUUGGCGACCGGUUCGUCGGCGAGGAGGGCAGGAAGCUGCUGUGGUACGUGGUCCAACAGCAGGGAGACCGACACGAUGAGCGUUGA